AUGAUCAAGCUGAGCGCAUUUGUGACGUUGCUCCUGGCGAGCGUGGAGCUUGUACCAAUAGUGCAAGGUGCCCGAACGAGACGAUCGGAACGUCGAAAGAUGAACCUGGACAGUUUGGAAUAUGUAGAGUAUCCUCGUCGUACAGAAGAUGAAGCUGCCGUUCUGGAAUGGGGACACUCUGCCAUUAUCUCGGCAUUGGAUGCCUCUGUGGCCUUUUUUGGACCGCAAACUUCUCAAGCAGCAUUGCUGGAAGUUGAAUGCAUGCCCAUCUUGGCAUCACCCUUGACGGGGGUUCGAGAAGGCGAAACUCUAGAAGAAGAAGAGGAAGAGGAACCGGCUGCAGAGGGCGAAGAAGGAGAAGAAGGAGAAACUGCACCCGAGGAAAAACCACCAAAAAAAGAAAAGAUUCUACCUUUGGAUAAUGCCGAAGAAGUUCAUGGGAACAUGGUAGUCAUGACAAACACGGGCAAAAUCAGUGGUCUUCGCAUGGCCAAGAUUGCCAAAGCAAGUGGUGCUGCAGCAUUACUCAUUGUCAAUAUCGAUGAUAAACGCCCAGAUGAUAUCUACCGUUUACAAGUACAAGAAGGCGAAGAAGGGGCUGAAGAUAUUGAUAUCCCUGUGGUCAUGAUAUCCAUGAACUCUGCCAACGUCCUCACAUCGGCUACCGUUACACCCAACAUGGCUGCAGAGGAUAUUGUCAAUCACGGAAUGCCAGAACGUGUCCGUCUCUACGCGGGAGGGGAUAGACCCUUUUUCGAAGAUGUCGAACCUGCUGACCCGACACUCUAUCUUAUUCACAAUCUACUGACAAAACAAGAAUGUGACAAUCUCAUUGAAGCGGCAGAAUCAAAGGUAUCGCCCGUCACUAAGGAUGAUAUUCUCCAAAUGACAUUGACUUCGAACGAUGUAGAGGGGGUUCACAGGAUCAUGCUAUGGCAAGGCCUCCUUCAAUCGCCUACCAAAAAGGCCAUCGAGGAGCGAAUCGAACAAGUCACAGGAUUUCCGGCCACUCAUUACAGUGACUUUAUCGUGGACCGAAUUGAGCCGGGUGGUCGCUGGAAACCCCAUUACGACGCCAAAGAAGGGUUGGUCCCCCCGACUGCAUCCAUCACUGUCUUUUUGAGUGACGAAGGUGGACCUCUCGUGUAUCCCUUGAGCAAAGACCCCGUCAAGGUCCUGGCUCGCAAGGGUGUGGCUGUAGUCCAUCACAAUACCAACGAACGACAACAGUUGGACCAGAAUACGUUGCAUGCGUUGCUUCCAUCAGAAAGCGCCGGAGCCGUCUAUGUGGCUCGCAAAUAUGUAUAUCCCAUUCCAGUGGCGACUGCUCGGAGAUUGGCUCUCCCUGUCUUUGCGGCACCAUUCGGUGGCAAGUUGCCGGAGCCCGUGGUCCAGCUUCACGAUGCUUUGGUGGAGAACUUUGGCCCCGAGACAGGUAGUUUCUAUUUUGACAAGCUGUGUGUGUUCUUCCCCAUGCUGUUGAUUUUGGGCAUUGCACAGUUGAUUGGAAGUGCCGUACAUCAAAAAAUGACAGAACCUUCGGCAACCACCACCACCACGAAGACGUCAAAGCCAAAAUCAGGCAAGAAGCGAAAAGAAAAGGACUCAAAGAAAGACUAA
Molecule: messenger RNA, 1620 nt
Organism: Seminavis robusta
Lineage: Eukaryota; Bacillariophyta; Bacillariophyceae; Naviculales; Naviculaceae
Source: the annotation of a GenBank genome assembly